This is a messenger RNA of Penicillium coprophilum, 606 nucleotides long. RefSeq lists its product as uncharacterized. NCBI's taxonomy places the organism in Eukaryota, Fungi, Ascomycota, Eurotiomycetes, Eurotiales, Aspergillaceae. The transcript has a single exon. The record is from RefSeq and is a predicted model, not a curated record. Bases 1 to 606 code for a protein of 201 amino acids.
AUGGUCAAAUCAAUCAUUCCCGCCGCUGCAUCGCUGCUCAUGCUAGCGACGACCGCCUUCGGUGCGUGCAACAGUUAUACCGCCUGCGCCGACAAGACCAUCCACUGGUACGAUCCGACAAACGGGGAAGUCUGUGAUCCUCUGCAUUGCGGUGGUGACCGCGCCGGUCCUCUCAAGCGCGACAUACCUUGUUGCCCUGCCUACACAGGCACCGAGCCCUGCAUCAUCACAACCUCGACCCUUUCUUGCUGGUCGCCUUCGACCGCCGCUCCCUCCACAGCUGCAUCCGCGAGCGCCGCUGAAAAUACAUCUGCCACUACUACCACCAAAUCCAAUGCCACGGUUGAUACUGGGGCUUCAUCUUCAACUGGCACAUCGUCUACUGGAGUAGCUGCUGAGACUUCCUCACACACUAUUUUGGGCAGCACUACUGCUCCUUCGACAACGGAGCCUCCAACGCAGUCGGCAGACUCGAAGACUUCUGAAACUGGCUCGGACAACUCAAGCAGCUCUACUCCACCGGUGUCGACAAAUAUUGCGGCGAGCCGUGUUGGUCCAUUGAUGGCAGUUGCUGGGGCUGCGAUUGGGGCUGUUAUUCUUGUGUAG